Solanum dulcamara is the source of this 2463-nucleotide messenger RNA. Its product is annotated as calcium-dependent mitochondrial ATP-magnesium/phosphate carrier protein 2-like. Gene Ontology annotation, biological process: transmembrane transport. The transcript is spliced from 4 exons. The record is from RefSeq and is a predicted model, not a curated record. Gene Ontology annotation, molecular function: ATP transmembrane transporter activity; calcium ion binding. The coding region runs from base 538 to 2067 and encodes 509 amino acids. NCBI's taxonomy places the organism in Eukaryota, Viridiplantae, Streptophyta, Magnoliopsida, Solanales, Solanaceae.
UCCUUCCACGGCAUUUUUGGAAAAGUUUCAUACACACUGAAUUAGCCGUUCACCCAUAGCCGCUGCCCCUUCAUCUCCACCGACUCACCACCACUGCCCCUCUCACAAUUCAUCUAGACGCCCCGGCCCCAUUAGACCUCCUAACUGGUAUAGGAAAUUGUUUUUUUUUUGGUCUUUGAAACCGGCCAUUGACAUUUUCUUUAAAAGUGGUUUGUUAAACAGUACUCCAAUAAACUAAUCAGUUUCUUUUCAACUUUGGUAAAACUUCAACAAUUGUUCCCUUCUUCCUUUUCUUGACCCGUGAACAAGAAAGAAAGCAAGCCCGUGUAUUAUACGGGUCUAUUCCUUGAAUCUUCUUUGAUCCUUCUGAAAAUAUUCUCUUCUAAUACCAAUCAUUCUUUUUUCUAUCAGAGGAACUAAUUCGUUUCUUUACUGACCCACUACAGAAAAAACACUGUUGCGUUUGUUCUUUUAGAUCUGAAGUCAUUUGAAAUUCCAUGCUGUGAAGAACCCACAAUUUUUUUGUUGUUGUUGGGUAUGUCUGGAGUUGCAGCGGAGCAUGUGAAUCAUCCGGUAAUGGCGACUAAGGACCGGUCCGGUUGCUGUAACCCGGUGAAGAAGCCCGGCCCUGUUUCAGUGGACCAUGUUUUAUCAGCAUUAAGGGAGACUAAGGAAGAGAGGGACCUUAGAAUCAGAAGUCUAUUCAGUUUUUUCGAUUCCGACAAUGUGGGUUACUUGGAUUCUGUGAAAAUCGAAAAGGGGUUGUUUGCUAUGCAAAUUCCAGCGGACUAUAAGUUUGCUAGGGAAUUGUUGACCGAGUGUGAUAAAAAUAAGGAUGGGAGGGUGGAUUAUCCGGAGUUCAGAAAGUAUAUGGAUGAUAAGGAGCUGGAGCUGUAUAGGAUUUUUCAGGCUAUUGAUGUGGAGCACAAUGGGUGCAUCUUGCCUGAGGAGCUCUGGGACGCCCUUGUAAAAGCUGUUUCUUUUUUUUUUUUUGCAGGGAUCAAAAUAGAUGAUGAUGAACUUGCACGUUUUGUGGAACAUGUUGAUAAGGAUAAUAAUGGGAUUAUCACUUUUGAAGAAUGGAGAAAUUUUCUUCUACUUUAUCCACAUGAGGCCACCUUGGAGAAUAUUUACCGGUACUGGGAGAGGGUAUGUCUUGUAGAUAUUGGUGAACAGGCUGUCAUACCGGAAGGCAUCAGCAAGCAUGUUCAUACAACUAAAUAUUUAAUUGCUGGGGGAAUUGCAGGAGCUACUUCUCGUACCGCUACAGCUCCCCUUGAUCGGUUAAAGGUGGUUUUACAAGUUCAGACUACUCGUGCUUCUAUUGGUUCUACUGUCCGAGAAAUAUGGAAGGAUGGUGGUGUAUUAAGUUUUUUUAGGGGCAAUGGAUUAAAUGUGAUGAAGGUUGCACCUGAAAGUGCAAUUAAGUUUUACGCUUACGAGAUGUUAAAAAAUGUGAUUGCUCGUACCAAGGGUGAGGAACAAGGUGACAUUGGAGCUUCUGGACGUCUUGUGGCUGGGGGCAUGGCUGGUGCAGUAGCACAGACUGCUAUCUAUCCCAUGGAUCUUGUUAAGACUCGGUUACAAACUUAUGCAAGUGAAGGUGGAAAGGUUCCCAACCUGGGAAAACUAUCAAAAGAUAUAUGGAUUCAGGAGGGGCCUCGGGCUUUUUAUAAAGGGCUGAUACCAUCUCUUCUUGGAAUUAUACCUUAUGCUGGCAUUGAUUUGGCUGUCUAUGAAACGCUGAAGGAUUUGUCCAGGAUUUAUAUUCUUCAAGAUAAUGAACCAGGCGCUCUUGUGCAAUUCGGUUGUGGAACAAUUUCUGCAGCGCUUGGAGCAACAUGUGUUUAUCCUUUACAGGUUGUAAGAACGAGAAUGCAAGCUCAACCUACAAAUUCGGAGGCUGCUUACAAAGGAAUGUCUGAUGUGUUCCGGAGAACACUUCAGCAUGAAGGUCCCAGGGGCUUCUACAAAGGACUCUUUCCGAAUUUUCUAAAAGUAGUGCCAGCAGCAAGCAUUACUUAUCUCGUUUAUGAAUACAUGAAAAAGAGUCUAGAUAUCGAUUAGAUUGUGUAUAAUCUUGGAAGGUUGCUCCACAUUUGAGGUUAAUCAGCUGGUGCUAAGGGGCGAUGACGAUGACGAUGACGAUGAAAAUGAAUUAGGUUAUUAGUCUUGUUGGUGAUAUGAUUAUCAAAAUCAUACACUUAGAUUUUUACUUGUCAAAAAGAAAACACUUGAUUGAUUUGAUGCCUCCAUUGGAUGUUGAAGAAAUUUUAAGGGGAGUUCUCUUCUUCGCCUGACGGAAUAACUAUUUUGUCAAUUGAGAAUAGUCGUCUUUAUUUGGGGAUUUCCGUCCCAGUUAUAGGAAUAUCCUCUGUAAACAAAUGCUAAUUUACUUGCACAUUGUAAGGUGUAGACCUUACCAUUUUUUACUAUAUGGAUAUUCAAACUCAUUUUGAACCA